Molecule: messenger RNA, 1954 nt
Organism: Hyaloscypha bicolor E
Lineage: Eukaryota; Fungi; Ascomycota; Leotiomycetes; Helotiales; Hyaloscyphaceae
Product: AAA-domain-containing protein
Exons: 6
Coding region: 31-1623 (530 amino acids)
Biological process (GO): meiotic recombination checkpoint signaling; reciprocal meiotic recombination
Cellular component (GO): nucleus; chromosome
Molecular function (GO): ATP binding; ATP hydrolysis activity
Source: RefSeq, a predicted model, not a curated record
CGAGAGAUUCGAGGCACUUUCAGGCGCAAGAUGGAGGAGAAAUCAGAUGAUGGGAAGCAGCCUUUGGAAGGAGGCUAUGUCAUGGUUGGCAAGCAGGAUGUUUCAACAAUUCAAGGAACCCUCUUCAUUGAGGCUAGGAUUCGAGACGACGUGGUGAGCGAUCCUCAGCUGGAGAUCUCGGUCUCAAAGUUACGAGAGGACUUGGAAAAACAGUUAUCUUCUUCAAAUGCGACCUUCGAAUUGCUGGAGGAUAUUCUAGCCCACGAAAGAGCUGCCGAGAGGAAAUUGGGUCCAUUCUACCAGUGCUCCAAAUCUGGACUGCAAUCAUUAAAGGUCGUCGAGUACCUUGGCCCCGAGACACUCGAGGGUUGCUUCAAUUCCAGCAGCAUCAGGAUCAAGGUCCACGUGUACGCAUUGCACCACACCCCGCGGUCACUUGCAGAGGAUAAAGACUUUCCUGAAGCAGAAAUCACACAAAUGCCGCAUGGAUUGUUCGAAGGCAAAUGGGAUGAGCUUGUGUUCGAAGACGAUAUCAAAGGAGAUCUCAUAUGGAUGAUGACGAAUAUACUUCGAUUCUCUCAGCGUUUUGAUGGCAGUGGCGGUGAAAUGAACCCACUCAUCCUGCUCUAUGGACCACCUGGGACAGGGAAAACAUCUUUAUGCCAAGGGCUCGCGCAGAAGAUCUCCAUCCGGCUGAGUUCGACUUACAAAAAGACGGAACUUAUCCAGAUAAAGACGGCAGCCCUGAUGUCCAAAUAUUACAGCGAGAGUGCCAAGCAAGUCGACAAGAUCUUCAUGAAGAUCUCACACAUGUGUCAAGAAGACCCUGAGAGAUUCAUCUGCGUUCUAAUCGACGAGGUCGAAAGUAUCGCAAGCUCUCGACAGGCUGUCAUGAUGCGAUCGGAAUCACAAGACUCAUUGAGGGCCACCAACGCUCUGCUGACGGGCUUGGAUCGGACGAGAAGCUACCCAAACCUUAUCUUCCUCUGCACUUCCAAUAUGCUCGAGUCCUUGGAUUCGGCUUUCGUGGACAGAUGCGGUCUUAAGCGGUCCGUUGACCCACCUUCAUUCGCAUCCCAAUAUGAGAUUUUAAGGAGUCGGACGCAAAAGCUUAUCGCUCGAGGGGUCAUACGCUCUCUGGAAGUGCUUCCAUCUUACAUCGAUGCCGACUUGGAUUCAGAUGCCGGCAAAGCGAAUGCUGGAAGCAAGUUAUUGACAUUGGUAAAGCUCAUUCGUUCUGGAAAUACUCAUGCGCAAUCAGGCACAGAGAUCAGUGCCAGAUCACUCACUCAACUGCCAGAACAAGCAAUUUUGAGGUAUCUCAGGGAGGAAGAAUGUGAUCUGGAUCUGGCCUUGGACUUCUUUGAACGAUUCGUCUUAUCCGAGCAGAGCCAAAGCAAGAGAUAUGAAGACAAAAACGCAAAUCCCGAGAACGAUGCAGAGGAAUCCGAGGGUAUUGAGCUUCGAGGUCGAAAGAGGAACUUGAAGAUUGUUCUUGAGGAAGACAGUACAAUUGAUAAACUGGAGGAAGUGCUUGCUGAAUUGCGACGGAGGGCAAAGGAGGUGACGGGCCAAGUUAAGGAGGUUGGCGAAGUCAAGGAGGUUAAAGAGGUGCCACUUUGAGGACUGCUCUUGCUGCUUUUCUUACCAGGCAUUUCCCAUCCCUUUCUUGACUUCUGUCAUUAGUUGACUGAGGACAGAGCUGUACAAUGGGAGACGAAAUCGGGUGGGUCAUGUGACAUGGGCUAUUGCAAUUUCUCCUGCAGCUUCAGCAAUCACGCAGGUCAAUAAGUCAGUCAGCCAGCCAUCAGCUAAGGUAUUUUGACAGCUGAUUGGCUCAUAGGAGGUGGAUCAGCUGACUGACUUAGCUGAUUCUACUAAUCAGCUACUGAUCAGUUGAAGAUAUAAAUCUCAUAAAAUUAAAUUAAACUAGCUUCAAAAUAAUAGCAUCCCC